GUGCUCAUAGUGUGUCGUAUUUUACAUUGUUUUAUUACGCGAUUCGAUGUGAUUAAACACGAAAACAAAAUAAGCAAUCGUAAUCGUGGAAGUGAUAAGAUAUCUGCAGUUAAUAGUGGUAAUAGUAAUUUAGUAUCGCCACUCGCUUUAAAGUGUUAGCUUGUGAUCUAUAUGAUUAUAUAAAAAAAAUCUGGAAAAAUGACUUUUUUAAAUAAAAUAGUUUUAGUUACGGGUGCAGGUUCAGGAAUCGGAGAAGCCAUUUCUAUAAAUUUUGCAAAAUUAUCGGCAAGGUUAUAUCUAAUUGAUAAAAACGGAGACGGUCUAAAGAAAACAGCGGAAGUGUGCGAGAAGUUGAGUCGUACUAAAGUAUUUACUGCGGUCGCCGAUCUUGCCGACGAUGAUCUCGUAGAAAAAGUUAUUAACAACGCAAAGAAAGAAUUUGGCAGAAUCGACGUUGUUGUCAACUGUAUUGGAAUUUGUAAACGGACAACAAUUCUGGAUCCAAAUAUAAUUCAGGUUUACGAUGAAGUUAUGAAGAAUAAUUUGAGAAGUAUCGUUCGUAUCACCAACUGUGUGGCACCGAUUUUAAUUGAAUCUCAGGGAUGUCUUGUCAAUAUAUCAAGUGUAUCGGCUGUCUUGACUUCUAAAGAAUUGAUUGUUUAUUGCACAUCUAAAGCAGCUCUAAAUCAUUUCUCAAAAUGCGUUGCUUUAGAAUUAGCCCCAAAAGGUGUCAGAGUCAAUUGUAUUUUAUCCGGACCGGUGGCUACGAAUAUUUUGAUAAACGCUGGAUCCAGCAAAGAAGAUAGCGACGCUGCUUGGAAAGGCGCAAAAGAAUUAGCUCCUUUAAAACAAUUGGUUAAAGCUGAUGAAGUCGCUGAAUUGGCUGCAUUUUUAACGAGCGAUAAAGCCAAAGGUAUAACUGGAUCGAUCUAUUCUGUAGAUUCCGGUUAUGGUCUGAUAGGUUGUCAAGAUAUACGUGAUUAGUGUCUGCACAAUUCAGUCAUUGUUAUGUAACUAUAACAACAGAGUUUUGCUAAAAUAUAUUUAUAUAAUGCAAUUGCAAUAAUUAACGUUCAAAGUGGUGUAAAAUAUGUUUUGUGAAAAUUCUUAAAGCCAUUGAACAUUAUAUUAUUAUAUUAUGCUAGUUUUAUAAUUUCCAUUUGCAAUAAAUACAUUGUAUUA
Messenger RNA from Manduca sexta (tobacco hornworm), 1182 nucleotides. RefSeq names its product 3-oxoacyl-[acyl-carrier-protein] reductase FabG-like. The transcript has a single exon. The record is from RefSeq and is a predicted model, not a curated record. Gene Ontology annotation, molecular function: oxidoreductase activity. Lineage: Eukaryota; Metazoa; Arthropoda; Insecta; Lepidoptera; Sphingidae. Bases 199 to 984 code for a protein of 261 amino acids.